Poecilia reticulata (guppy) is the source of this 4930-nucleotide messenger RNA. It is a transcript of the gene prkcz, whose product is annotated as protein kinase C, zeta. The record is from RefSeq and is a predicted model, not a curated record. NCBI's taxonomy places the organism in Eukaryota, Metazoa, Chordata, Actinopteri, Cyprinodontiformes, Poeciliidae. Gene Ontology annotation, molecular function: protein binding; ATP binding; protein serine/threonine kinase activity. Gene Ontology annotation, biological process: protein phosphorylation.
CGUCAUCGAAGCCUUAAUGAUUCUGAAACAACAAAACUUUAAAGUAGCUUUACUAGUUUAAUUCAGUCUAAGCGUCACCUCCAGCCUCGGUAUGUAAAACCUUGUAUUCUGAAGUGAGAAGAAGUUCGGACAGCAAAGUUUGGACGUGUCCUGUUAACGUUGGGCUGCUUGGGAGUUGAACCAAACUCUUAACGAUGCAUAUGCUGGCGUCAAACGGAUCCAUCAUGGACCUGAACUCCGAGUGGGUGAAAGUUAAGGCUCACUACCGUGGGUUGAUGUUGAUCACUGACUUGGCUGCCACGGUAAACUUCGUGGAGCUGUGUGAGGAAGUGAGAACAAUGUGCAGCGUUGCUAAGCAACAGCCCAUCACACUCAAGUGGAUCGAUGAUGAAGGAGACCCUUGCACUAUUUCCUCUCAGAUGGAGCUGGAGGAAGCUCUUAGGAUUUACAGCAGAAGCAAGAGAUCUGUACUGCUGCUGCAUGUUUUCCCCAGCACUCCAGAGAAGCCAGGCAUGCCCUGCCCUGGAGAAGACAAAUCAGUCUACCGCCGCGGGGCCAGAAGAUGGAGGAAGCUCUACCGAGUGAACGGACACCUUUUCCAGGCCAAAAGCUUUAACAGGAAAGCCUACUGUGGCCACUGUAGCGAAAGGAUAUGGGGGCUGGGCGGGCAGGGCUACAAGUGUAUCAGCUGCAAACUGUUGGUCCAUAAGCGCUGUCACAGACUCCUCCCUCUGACCUGCCAAAGGCUUAUGGAUCCAGUCAUGCCAUCACAGGAACCCCCUGCAGACGCCAAGAGAGAGGAGGUGGACGUCCCACCGGACGACACGGAGGACACGGACGGGAUAUCCUUUCUGCCACACAACUGUGCAGUGGAUAAAAGGGGAGACGCGGAGACGGAGGACUCUGACCUCAAUCCCCUGCAGGACAUCAAGGCUGUAGUGGACGGCAUCGACGGCAUUAAGUUGUCCCAAGGCACCACUCUGGGUCUGGGCGACUUUGAGCUGAUCCGGGUGAUUGGGCGAGGUAGCUACGCCAAAGUGCUGCUGGUCCGGCUAAAGAAGAAUGAGCAGGUGUUUGCCAUGAAAGUGGUGAAGAAGGAGCUGGUCCAUGAUGAUGAGGAUAUCGACUGGGUGCAGACAGAGAAGCAUGUGUUUGAGCAGGCGUCUACAAAUCCAUUCUUAGUCGGCCUCCACUCCUGUUUCCAGACAGAAAGUCGGUUAUUUCUGGUGAUCGAAUAUGUGAAUGGUGGGGAUCUGAUGUUUCAUAUGCAACGGCAGCGGAAACUCCCAGAGGACCAUGCCAGAUUUUAUGCUGCUGAAAUCUGCAUCGCUCUGAACUUCCUUCAUGAGAAGGGGAUUAUUUACCGAGAUCUAAAACUUGACAACGUUCUGUUGGACCACGAAGGACACAUCAAGCUUACGGACUACGGCAUGUGCAAGGAGGGCAUCAGACCAGGGGACACCACCAGCACUUUCUGUGGGACCCCCAACUACAUUGCACCGGAGAUCCUGAGAGGAGAGGACUAUGGCUUCAGUGUAGACUGGUGGGCUCUGGGUGUGCUGAUGUUCGAGAUGAUGGCCGGAAGGUCUCCGUUUGAUAUUAUUACUGACAAUCCUGACAUGAACACAGAGGAGUACCUCUUCCAAGUUAUCCUCGAGAAGCCCAUUCGCAUCCCGAGGUCUCUGUCAGUGAAAGCUGCCAGCGUGCUGAAGGGCUUUCUAAACAAGGAUCCCAAGGAGCGCCUGGGUUGCCAGGUCCAAACAGGCUUCACAGAUAUCAAGUCACACACGUUUUUCCGCAAUAUAGACUGGGACCAGCUGGAAAAGAAGGAGAUGACGGCGCCCUUCAAACCUCAAAUCUCUGAUGAGUACGGCCUGGAAAAUUUUGACACGCAGUUUACCAACGAACCAGUGCAGCUAACACCAGACGACGAGGACGUCAUCAAGAGAAUAGACCAGUCAGAGUUUGAGGGAUUUGAAUACAUCAACCCCCUGCUGCUAUCCACAGAGGAGUCUGUAUGAAGGAGAGAGCAGCUUCCUCUGUCGCCCACCUUCUGUCUGUCCAAGCUGCCGUCUUAGCCAAAAAUAAAACCAACACAAGCCAACAGUGGAAGGCGAGGAGGAGGACGAUGAACUCGCUGCACCGGUCAUGAAGGCGACGCGGGCGGGAUGUGGGGGGGGACAGGAGAGUUUCCUUCCUGGACUUUUGGAUUGUUUUGUGGAGUGGCAGACUCUGCUGUCUGUGUAGUUUGUAAGUGGAAAACAAACCGUGGACUCCGGGAACAUUCCCUUCCCUUCUGUUCUCCUCUCCUUUUCUUUUUUCAGCUUAUUUCCAUCCUUGAGUCAAAGCAUGACCGUCUUUGUAAUUUCAGAGCAGAAGUGUGUCAUUCUGUGCCUGCCAUCGUGAAGACAUUUCAACCCGUCCCAGGAUGAAGACCAGAGUUCUGUCCGAGAGCUUCAGAUGACUUUAGGUGCACCCGGUCCUCAUUUCUGUUUUUCUGUCUCGUAGACGAGGCCACGCCUCGGACCAAGCAAGAAUGUACAAUGACGACGUAAAGAAUUAGGUUGUUGCGUGUUACGACGUAGGUAACGAAUCCAAAAUUGACGAUGCCUUUUGUUGAUGCGACUGGCACAUUCUCAUUCUCAACCGCAAAAUGUUCUCUCUCUUUUUUAAUCUUCUCUGAUUGUCUCUAACUAAACGUGGGACUCUGUCUGAGAGAGUAGUUUUUAUUUAAAAAGUGCCUCAAAGAUCAAAUGAGUUCUGUCUCUGAUUGCUCCUCCUGGACCUUCUCCGCCCACCGGCUCCAGCUGAUCAGUCCAAUCCUCCUGUUUUCAGUGUUAAAACAUCUCAGCGAUGAUUGUCCGCACUCGUCUAACUUCCACAGUGAGACGCCAUGCGUCUCCGUCUCCAAACCAAGGUUGGCUUUGCUGGAUGUAGUUUUAGCUCAGAGCCUCAUAUAGCUGGGCUUUGGAUCUGCAGUGGACCAUAGAAAGCCAGCAGAAGGUUUCUAGAGAUUAACUUCUGACGGUUUAACCUUGUUGCGUUAGCCGGUGGCUGUUUGGUAUCAGCCAGACACAGUUUGAAUUCACAGGUCUCGUUCACCAAACUGGGUAGAAUUAAACGAACGAUGACCUAAGCUGUUACCAGAGGGUUCUGAUAGGAUGGAGCAGGAGAUGGAUGGGUGGAGCCUGCAGUGCUGCCGCCGCUGCUCCGAUCUGUUGUGGUGAAGAAAGGCUGAGCUAAAACCCAGUCCAUACCCAGCUCAAUGCUCUCCCCCGACUCUCACCGCUGCUAGGAGAGACGGAUUAUGACCAGAAUCACAAGAUGCCAGAUCUGAGCUUCCCCUUCAGGCUGUCUGGGUUCUGCCUUACAGACUGCAUCAGCGGUUCUGUCACCCGGAUGACUUAAACUGACCAGAACUGGUUGUGGAAGUAGAAAUGAAACGUCUGGAAAUGUGACAGGCUCACUGUGUUCAGUUCCAGGGUCUAUAUCCUCUGUCUGCAUCUGGACCUGAGCUGAUCCCUGAAGCUUAGAACCUGUUGAACCCUGGAUGAACGAAGUCAGCUUUCCUGAACAUUGAGACCGUAUUCAUAGAUCAGCGUCACUCUGCUCUUUGACCUAAACCUUUCACACUCUUCUCAAGAUCGGACCUCUAACUCCACCGGCUGUGUGCGGAGUCAGGAGGAAGUCGAUACGGAUAACUACGUGGCGUUCUGCUGGACACUAGAGAGAGGAGAGGAUUGGGAAGGUAAACCAAGGCCCAGCUUGGUUGGAUCAUCUGCAUGAGCUGUCUCUUCAACCUUUGAUUCCCGUGUGAUGUAAAUGCAUCAGUCUGUGCAACAGGCCUUUGGUUUCUUGUGAAGGUCCUUCUGUCUGAGUCCAAUGCUCAGAAGGUUUCUAGUUAAAGCAGGGAUCGCACCAUUGAUCUAGUUGGACAGCGGUGCUGCUGCUGGAAGAUGGUUGUCAGUUCUACACCGAGCCAUCCUCACUGUCCAGAGCCCAGCCUCCUCAUGCAGCUCAGCCACGGCGCACACUUCGCAGUUUAACGGUAAUCUGGGUUCUAGCUGAUCUACGUACUGCCACUCUCACAGCUGACAUUUCUGGAAACAGGAGCUUUGAGCUGGGAUCACAACAUUGACAAUAUGUCACAUUUUCAGGUUCAGAUGUUUUGUUUUCCUCGUGUUGCAAAUAUUUCCUUUGAACAUAAAAAGCACAGACUGCUUUUCUGAGACGGAUAAUGAAUGAUUCUUCUGUUGAAGAAAAACUGGAGCGGCUAAUGCAUCUAGUCCAUUUUUAUACAUGAUCUACUGAGUUGGGCAUUUGAGCUUUUUUUUUUUUAAUACAUUAAAGUCUGGAAACACCCAGGUUCUUCCAUUGUCUUUCACCAGACUUUUCCUGGAGCAGAACUGUUGUGUUCAGGAACCCCGUAAUGAUCUGUGAAUAUCAGCUCUGAGGAUGGAGGUCGAUCUCCUCGGGGGGGUAGAGGAGCUCUCUGUGGGCUGGGAAUUACAAGAUGAACUGUGACCUGUGCUAAUUUGAUAACGACAUAAUAGGAUUAAUUAGCUCACCUUGACUCCGAAUCUUAAUCUGCAGGGUGGGAUCGGAUAGAUAACGAAGUGCUUCGGUUUCCACCAACAUGCUGGUGGAGAUCAGAGGAAGCCUCCCCGAUAAACUCCACCCGUGCCGCUGCAUGUUCUAAACGAUUUUGUUGAGCUUUUUGUACAUCAGAUAACAUGUUUUCUGAGGGACCAAUGGAUGAACUGGAAGUCCUUGAAUCCAAACGUCAGAACACUUUAAAGAAUGACUGAAAAAUGAAUGAAAUAAGACCACGAUUUUUAUUAAAUAUAAUGCUGGGUCAAUCUGCUUACCGUUGCUUCACCACAUCCUUGUAAAUAUGUGUAAUUAUUAAAAUGAUACUGGUUUUCCGUGA